AUGUGGUUAGUUGCGAAAAACAGUUCCCUGCUGUCGCCUGAUCUGACGCUGAUCAUUUUACAUAUUGCCUUAAGAAAUUUAAGGGUGUUGGGGUCCAUCGGGCCGAGAACCUCGAUACAUAUUGGCAAGAAUUCCAUCGAGGGGAGGGCGUUCCCAUAUUCUUUCAUUUUCUCGUCCGCUGCCCUGGCCGCGGCCAAACCGCAUUCUUUACUUGUCAGGUUUACGUAUUGUUCGGCGAGGGUGCCAGGGACCGUAACAUCCCACGCCAAACAUCUGCCGGCUCUCCAAGCGCUCUCUAUUAGAAAUGAAAUCAGUGAAGGUCAAUAA
Molecule: messenger RNA, 327 nt
Organism: Helobdella robusta
Lineage: Eukaryota; Metazoa; Annelida; Clitellata; Rhynchobdellida; Glossiphoniidae
Exons: 2
Coding region: 1-327 (108 amino acids)
Source: RefSeq, a predicted model, not a curated record